Molecule: messenger RNA, 5114 nt
Organism: Mercenaria mercenaria
Lineage: Eukaryota; Metazoa; Mollusca; Bivalvia; Venerida; Veneridae
Product: nucleolar protein 9-like
Exons: 10
Coding region: 71-1888 (605 amino acids)
Biological process (GO): endonucleolytic cleavage to generate mature 5'-end of SSU-rRNA from (SSU-rRNA, 5.8S rRNA, LSU-rRNA); endonucleolytic cleavage in ITS1 to separate SSU-rRNA from 5.8S rRNA and LSU-rRNA from tricistronic rRNA transcript (SSU-rRNA, 5.8S rRNA, LSU-rRNA); endonucleolytic cleavage in 5'-ETS of tricistronic rRNA transcript (SSU-rRNA, 5.8S rRNA, LSU-rRNA)
Cellular component (GO): nucleolus; 90S preribosome; preribosome, small subunit precursor
Molecular function (GO): RNA binding
Source: RefSeq, a predicted model, not a curated record
UUUGUUUACUUCCGAUUGGACGAGCACGUGUGUUUUUAUGAAUCUAAAGAAAUUACGCAGAAAAUAAGCUAUGGAGAGAAAUCAAAAGAAUAAAAAUAAACACAGAAAUAAACAAAAUGAUGACUCUCUGAAUUAUUACAAAAGAAUUGAUGACAUUUUGAGAUCAAGUGGUGAUGAAGAUGGGAACCUAUUGAAUGAUGAGUUUCUUGACAAUGUCUUCUCGCAGUUGGAGGAAGAAGCUGUGGUGGUAUGUCAGAGUCCUGAAAUAAGUCCAAUUAUCGAAAAACUAUUGACAAAAGGAUCUGCUAGACAUGCACAGUCUCUCAUCGAUGUACUUUCUAAAGACUGGUCAAGUAUUUGUCGGCACAAAUGCUCCAGUCAUGUGCUUCAGAAAAUUUUGAUGGUUUUACCAAAGUUUAUAAAUCAAAAGGUGAUGAGUUUUGACUAUGAAAAUGAAGUUAAAGAUGACUCUGUUGAAGGGUCUUUAAUAAGAACGGUUUUAGAGUUGAUACGAUUUAUGACAGAAAAUAUCGAAGACAGUGUUAGUGAUGCUCAUAUAUCCCACAUAUUUAGAGCACUGUUGCAAGUGGUUGGUGGAACUUGUGUUGGUGAAAAGGUACUGAAAAGUCGGACAUCACGAAACUACGGAAAGAAUUUCAAAACUGAUGACGGAGAAGAUGUUGCUUUUGCCAAGGCAAUUACAUUUACAAAUUAUGAAGUGCCAACAGUGUUCCGUAAUCAUUUGAAAAAAUUCUAUAAAGAAAUCUUUGCCUUGGAGAAUUUUGGAGUAUAUUUAACAGACACCAAUGGCAGUCCUGUCAUACAAACAUUACUGCUUGUGCUGCAUAAAGUUGACCUUGACCUUUGUCAAAGAGUAAUUCAUAAGGUCAUCAAAGCAUCAAGAAUAGAAGAUACAGCAGAAAGUGUAAACAUACCUCCAGUAGCAAGUGACAGUGUUGGUUCAUUUCUGGUUGAGUUGAUCGUUUCCCUUAGUUCUGAGAAGAUGUACAAAGAACUCUUCAAAAAGCUCUUCAAAGGGAAGUUACUCCAGUUUGCUACACAUCCAUGUGCUAACUUUGUGCUACAGAAGCUUAUCAAAAACUGUCCAGAUACAGAUACGUUUUUGGCAGUACAAGAAGAAUUAAAUGAAUGUAUGCUGGAUGUUUUGACAGCACAGUAUAAUGGUGUACUAGUAGCAUUAGCAGCAACUUGUGAAACACUACAGUGUGGACAGGAACAGUUUCUCCAGAUGAUACUGAAAUGUUUUGACAGUGAGAAUAAAGACAGACAGGAGAAAUUAGUUCAACUUUUGGCUACUUUAACACCUUACGACAACUUCAUGCAAGCAAGUGAACCAGUCUUGAGGAAAGUGAAUUACCAUGGUUCCUUGUUACUACAGCAUAUGCUCAGAUUCUCUGAUACACAAUGUCUGACAAGCAGUCUUGAAAACCUGGAACCAGCAGAGUUGUUGACCUUGUCAUGUGACCCGUGUGGAAGUCAUGUGAUUGAUACAGCAUUUCAAAGUACUUCAGUAGAAGAGAAAACAAAGGAGGCAUUAUUGAAUAAGUUCAAGGAUCAUUUUAUUACCUUAGCCUGUGAUAAAAAUGGCAGCAGAACCUUAGAAUCUAUUUGGAAAAAUGUUUCGUUGAAGCAGAAAAUAUUGAUUGCAACAUGCCUGUGUAUACAAGAAGACAGGAUACGUUCAGACAGAAUUGGUUUCCAUAUACAUCGGAACUUUGCUCUGUUCCAUUUCAAGAAGAGGCGGAAGGAUUGGGUUUCGAUACAACAGAAUGAUCAAAGAAGACGAAAAAUGUUUCAAGAUGUUCUAGAUACAGAUGAACCAUCGAAAAAGAAGAAGAAGGGUAUGUUUAAGAAGCAGAAAACUUGAAGGAACUAGAAAUUCAUUUGUUAUACAACACAUUUUCUGUGAAAGCAGCAGGAUGUUGACAUUUAUACUACGAAGUUGACAUCUUGCCAGUAAAUGUACAUGUGUUUGUACAUUUGGAACUGAUUGAGCUGUUUGUUAUAUACCUGUAAUGCAUGAGUAUUACAUAUAAAUAAUGAGGCAGUGUAAUAGUAAUAACGAAAUUAUUUAAAUCAUUAAUUAAUUAAUGGAGCUAGUCUGGCGUCAACUUGUGACAGAGAAAGAAAUACUUCCAAUUAAAACUGCUUGAAGCAAGUCAAAUAAAAUAGUGCCAGUUAAAACUGCUUAUAGCCAGUUGAGGGUAAUGAAACAGCUCCAGUAAAAACUACUUGUAUCAUGUGGAGGAUAGAUGAAAUAGUUUAAUUAAAACUCUUGUGUGGAGAAAAGUAAAAUAGUUCCACUUAAACUGCGUGUAUUUAUUGGAGGACAUUGAAAUAGUUCCAGUUUAACUGCAGUAAACAGCCAUUAGUAACAUGUGUGAAAUGAUUAUUGUUUUAAUUAAGACAUUGAAUUUUUUCAAGGGAUUUUUAACAAGAAAUUCUUAAACCAAGUUUAAUGAAAUGAGAUUCUAAUGUUGAUGUGUGGUAACUGUUCUUUUAUUUCAGAAAUAUUAUAAAAGUGCUAUGUGUUCUAUUGCUGAGACAUUGCUUGUUUCUUAAUGAAUUGUUUAUGGACUAUUCUUUUAAUAUUUAUAUCCAAUUUUAUAUCACAAAAAGUGUUUGAAAAAUACAGUCAAACCUGUGUUAAAGACCACCUCUGAACAGAGACCGCCUGGCUCUAAAGACCACAUGUUUUGUUUCCCAUUUUAACAUUUACAGUGUUAAUUAACCAGUGAAUAAAGACCACCUCCCAGUGAAGACCACAUUUUGGCUCUAUUUAUAGACAGGUUUGACUGUAAUAAUAUUUUAAUGAUUUAACAGUAUUUAGUCCAUCUGAUUUGAAAAAAUGAGUCUACCAUGUCCUUGAGUUGUGGAUAACAAAUCCCAAGGAAGGUCGAGAUUUUGUCCAUUUAUUUAUUUAUUUGGGUUUUACGGCGCACCAACACAGUAUAGGUUAUAUGGCGCCAAACAGGACUACAAAUUUUGGUUUCACAUCUCAUUUACAGAAAAGAUGUUCUACCAAAGAUUUUGAAUUAUCUGAAACCAAGAAUGGGAUUUCCUUAUUUCCAUACUUUAAUGGCAGGGUUGAUUAACCUUUAUCAUACUGGACACAAUUGAUUCUGCCUUUGUGAUAAAUGUAGAUGAUGAUCAGCCUGCACAUCCAUGCAGUCUAAUCAUGAACUGCACUGUUUGCCAUUCAGUCAGUAUCUUUUUGAUAAGCAUCCCUUUUAACAGUUAAUGAUACUGUCCAAAUUGAAAUAUGGACAGGUUCAUUAUAGGAAUUUCGCUGGGUAAGGGUUAAUUUUCUCAACAUUUUUAUCAAUUAAUUUCAACUUAUUGGAAACCUAUCACCAGACCAUUACUGUAACAGUGAAUUGUCAAGUAACGAUAAUUUCGCUAGAACUGGCAUAAACUGUCUCUUCUUAUGAUCGUUGGUUGGCUGUCAUCCAUCAGUGGUUCACAGUUCCAUUGGUAAAUAUACUUUAAUCAGUUUCAACCGAACUUCACUGGAAUAUUCCUUUGCUAAUUCCCUUUCAGACGCCUUCAAGUCUAGAUCAUUCAUGCAGAUAUAUUACAAUGGCACCUAAAAGAUUUUUAAAAGGUUAAACGUCUUAGAAAUGACAUACCUGAUUUCAAAAUAUUUUCACAGUUUCAAUGAAAUAUCUCUUUGGUGACUGUACCAGAUUUCUUUAAGCCAUGUGGAAUAGUUAAACUGGUGACAGCUAGUUUUCUUAAUAAGUUGUGUAUGACGUCUUCACCUGAAAACACUGACCUGAUUUCAUAAAAAUUUCUCUAGUAUAAGCAUUCAGCAUUUCAAAAUGAUGUGUCAUAUAAAAGAACACUGUUUAAAGAUCUACCGGUAGGUCAUAUUUUAAAAUAAAAUAGUAAAGUAAUUCUUUUUCUUUUCAGUCCCUCCUUCGUUAUAACAAGGCAAUAAGUCCUUUUGCAGAACUUUGAUCCCAAGAUCAAAGGAUUAUUACAAGUUCAGUCCAAAUGUUCUAUUAUUAGAGUGCCAUUACUAAGGACACCAACUGCUGUGUUCUAACAUCAUAUACAGGGCUUGACAAAUCCACUUGUCUGCUUGUAAAUCCAGGUAGAAAUUAGCUCUGGGAGAUUGGAACUUGCUGAAGUACCAGUCCUUCAGGGGUAUUGUAAAUCCAGUUACAACAGAACUGCGAGGAAGCCAGAUACAGUGAAACACCGCCCGCUUGAGCAUCGAUGACUCGAGCACACGGGCUUGCUCGAGCAAUUCAUGUAGUCCCGGCCGAUUUCCUUCUAUUUUCUAUGCGAAAUUACCAUGGCUGGGUCGAGCAUCGAUAACUCGAUCGCACGAGCAUGACACCUGGUCCCUGUGUAUUAAUUUACUCUUUGUUGCUUAUGGCAAACUCGAGCAGAAGUGUCAAAAUCUUUUACACCUUCGGCGGUCAGAAUGUAUCGGUUAAUUUAAAAUUUUCACACACGGUGGGAAUUGCGUAGUCUAUUCCCAGACUAUCUUAAAUGUUUGUUUGUCGGUAUAUUUGAUUUUAUAAUGAGAUUAAUUAUUGAUAAACGGUUAAAGAAAAGUUUUAUUGAUCAAAUAUCGAUCAAUUAGUGAUUACUCAAAACAUCUGAGAAGACAGUUAUGAGAUUUUAGUAUUUUAAUCAGCAGUUGUUUGCAUGCGAAUGAAGGAAGUAAUAUAGCCUUUUCAUUAAAUUGAGACGAUAAUUAUGAUAUGCACUUGUUGAUGAACAUAAAUAAAAAUAAUCUUAGUUGUUUCUUCACAUGUGCCAUUUAUGUUUGGGUCGCUCGAAACCAUGGAUAACUCGAGCAUUUUGCUCAUCCCAUUGCGACCUCGAGCGAGCGGUGUUUUACUGUAGCUAAAACAUCUAAAAGAGAAGUUCAAGUUGGAGAGGACAACUGAAAAUUCUAGGCAGAUUGUCCUGCAGGACAAAGUCCUUUCAAAGAUUUUGCCAAGCCCUGAUUUGGCUGGGACAUCCCUGCCCUAUUGUUAAUUUGUUUGUCUGUAUGGGAAGAAAUAUAUAUAAAUGGAUUUAGAUCAAGCUUGCAAGAAUAUACAAAAAUGAGCUAAUAAAGUAUAUCAGAAGCAAUU